AAGAUUUCGAGGUAGAUUUCACUCAUUCGCCGCCGACCAACCUCGCUCCAUCAGCUGCGUAUACAAGCCGCCAGGAUGCCCCAAAACGAGUACAUCGAGCGCUUCCAAAAGCAGCACGGCAAGCGUCUCGACCAUGACGAGCGGGUCCGCAAGCGCGCCGCACGAGAAACCAAACAUGUUUCGGAGAAGGCGCAGAACCUGCGAGGCCUGCGGGCUAAGCUACACCAGCAGAAACGGCACAAGGAGAAGAUUCAGAUGAAGAAGCAAAUCCGGCAACAAGAGGAGAAGAAUGUCAAGGGUUCCGAAGAUACCGGACCCGGCAAGACGCCAUUACCGUCCUACCUGCUCGACCGGAGUAACGCUACCAAUGCGAAAGCGCUGAGUUCGGCGAUCAAGAACAAGCGCGCAGAGAAGGCAGCCAAGUUCUCCGUGCCAUUGCCGAAGGUGAGAGGCAUCAGCGAGGCGGAGAUGUUCAAGGUGGUGAAGACGGGCAAGAAGACGGCGAAGAAGAGCUGGAAACGCAUGAUCACCAAGCCAACAUUCGUCGGCCCGGACUUUACGCGGCGGCCUGUAAAGUACGAGCGCUUCAUACGACCGAUGGGUCUGCGAUAUAAGAAGGCAAACGUGACGCAUCCGGAGUUGGGUGUGACCGUGCAGCUACCGAUUAUCAGUGUGAAGAAGAACCCGCAAAGUCCGAUGUACACGCAGUUGGGCGUUUUGACGAAAGGCACGAUCGUGGAAGUGAACGUGAGUGAGUUGGGCUUGGUGACGGCAGGUGGUAAGGUUGUUUGGGGACGGUGGGCGCAGGUGACGAACAACCCGGAGAAUGAUGGGUGCUUGAAUGCCGUGCUUCUGGUGUAAGGGGCGCCAUCGAAUCGAGAGGUUAUUGUUUCUCAAGUAACGAUGGGUUGUGAUGCUGCCCUACGAGCACGCCAUGCGAUUGCCGCGCAGAGGAGAUGGGCAC
Molecule: messenger RNA, 964 nt
Organism: Baudoinia panamericana UAMH 10762
Lineage: Eukaryota; Fungi; Ascomycota; Dothideomycetes; Mycosphaerellales; Teratosphaeriaceae
Exons: 1
Coding region: 76-861 (261 amino acids)
Biological process (GO): maturation of LSU-rRNA; maturation of 5.8S rRNA
Cellular component (GO): nucleolus; preribosome, large subunit precursor
Source: RefSeq, a predicted model, not a curated record